Penicillium macrosclerotiorum is the source of this 1404-nucleotide messenger RNA. RefSeq lists its product as uncharacterized. Gene Ontology annotation, biological process: dephosphorylation. The transcript has 3 exons. Bases 1 to 1404 code for a protein of 467 amino acids. Gene Ontology annotation, molecular function: phosphatase activity. The record is from RefSeq and is a predicted model, not a curated record. Lineage: Eukaryota; Fungi; Ascomycota; Eurotiomycetes; Eurotiales; Aspergillaceae.
AUGCGUGGUGGUAUCGCAGCUGGUUUUCUCCUCGGUGGUGCGGGCCCGGUGCUGGCCUUGUCGCCCCUGGAUACCUUUUACCCGCCAUCUCUGAAUGAUACCUCUUACAUCUCUAAUGCAUCAAUUGGAACAUAUGGAGGUAUUUACAAAGCGCCUACCAAUGGUCCUACCAGUGCUACUCCUUACGGCACCUAUGACUAUUGCUCCAUGCCGCAUCCGCGUACCCAGGAGUACGACCUGCCGGGUCCCAUUGCCAACGGGUCCAUCAAGGGAAAGCUGGUCUAUCUGGAGUAUCUCCAACGCCACCAGAGACGUUCCCCGUACAAUAUUCUUCCGGGCGGAGAGAAUCAAGCUUAUCACUGCGACAAUGUUCGCCCAUACCUCUAUGCUGGACCAAACAGCGCGAGUGGCAUUGAUCCCAUGCCUAUGUAUGCUCAGACGUACCAGGACCCAACGAACCCAUUUACUCCUGGUGUGAAUGGAUCCUGCCAGUAUCCUCAGAUCACGAUUGGCGGUGUUCAGGAUGGCUUCCAGCACGGUAAAGACCUCUGGAAUGUUUACGGUAAGAAGCUCGGACUCAUUCCCGAGAAGCCUAACAACAGAGUCUGGUUCCGGUCCAGCGAAUCCGCCUUGACUCAAGGUUCUGCUGGCGCAGUCCUUCGCGGCGUGUGGCCGGACUAUAACGGCGCCUUGCCACUUCACCAAAUGGUCUCAUCUGUCGACACUGUUAAUGAGGGCUAUUCCUGCGAUGCUAUCAGCACAACCUUGAGUGAGCUCGAGUCAACGACUGAAUGGAACGACCAUCUCAGUGUCACCAAGGAGCUGCGCUCGAAACUUGGGUCUAUGCUUGGUGCCACGUCGAGCUCGUGGCAGGACACCUUUGAUCACUUCUCGGACAACUUCCAAGCUCGUCUAUGCAACGGCUAUGAACUUCCUUGCAGUGUUUCAAACUCCUCAGCAUGCGUGACUGAGCAGAUGGCAGAAGAAGUUUUCCGCGCCGGUGACUGGGAGUGGAACUACUACUGGCGAACAAACCCCUAUGUCAAGAAGUACAUUCAGGUCGUUGAGGGUCUUUUCAUUGGCGAGGUUCUUGCCCGCCUGGAGGCCGUUCUCAAGGGUAGCUCUUCUCUUGACUACAGCCACAUUUUCAUCCAUGAUGGAGAUAUCGGUCCCAUUCUUGGAUCUCUCGGUAUCAAUGCUCUUCGCUGGCCAGCUAUGGGAUCGAAUAUUGCCUUUGAGGUCUGGAAAACCGAGUCAGCCCAUAGCUCUUAUUACGCCCGUGUCCUCUACAGCGGUCAGCCGGUGCAGACCAUUCACGGUACUCUUGACUGGGUUCCUCUUUCUGACUUGAUCAAUAUCAUGAGCCCAUAUGUUCCUGAUGACAUUACCUCGCUUUGUGGUUAA